Messenger RNA from Bufo bufo (common toad), 1037 nucleotides. It is a transcript of the gene PSENEN, whose product is annotated as presenilin enhancer, gamma-secretase subunit. The record is from RefSeq and is a predicted model, not a curated record. Gene Ontology annotation, cellular component: gamma-secretase complex. The coding region runs from base 553 to 858 and encodes 101 amino acids. The transcript is spliced from 5 exons. Gene Ontology annotation, biological process: Notch receptor processing. NCBI's taxonomy places the organism in Eukaryota, Metazoa, Chordata, Amphibia, Anura, Bufonidae.
CUCCGGUGUAGUCCACGGAUGGAGAAUAAUCUAGCCGUUUCCGCUCUGAAGCCUCCGGUAACCGUAGUACACCCCCCUGAGUAGCUGCUUAAGAGAAAGUGGGGGGCGGGGGGGUCACCGUGCGCCCUAAUCGUCCCCGCUUCAGUGUUAAUUGUCGGCAUAAAACUACAACUCCCGAAAUGCUUUGCGUAGUGUUGCCGGCGGAGCAUGCGCAGACCUUCCUGAUGGGUUCCUGGACUACAUUUCCCGACAUUCCCGAGCGCAGGAACUCUCCAGCCAGGAACAGGAAGAUUGGGGGGUGAGCUGAGAGGAAUAUCGUCUAGAAUCGCGAUUGAUGAUCUGUCUUGACUCCUGACUUUAAGGACCUCUGCUGGCUGUCACUGAACAGGAAUGUGCUUGGUCCCAUCUAGAGGCUGAACAUCCAUCUUGAUCCGGUACUUCUCACAGCUGAGGGUUGGUUCCAAUUGUAUCCAGUCUAGAAAAUCCUCUGUCAGAGGCGGAAAGAUCCCGACCAUAAGUGCGCCCUGAAUAUCCGAGCACCCCGACAUCACAAUGAACCUGGAGCGUGUCCCCAACGAGGAGAAACUGCAGCUGUGUAGAAAGUAUUACCUGGGGGGUUUUGCUCUGCUGCCGUUCCUGUGGCUCGUCAACGUAACGUGGUUCUUUAAGGAAGCGUUCUUCAAGCCGGUGUACACUGAGCAGCCCCAGAUCCAGAGCUACGUGAAGCGCUCUGCCUUCGGCCUCUUUGUGUGGGUGGUCAUCCUCACCACGUGGAUCAGCAUCUAUCAGACGCAUCGCGCCAGCUGGGGGGCCACCGGCGACUACCUCUCCUUCACUAUACCACUAGGCAUCCCCUGAUGUGGCGGGGGACACUGUCAUUCCACACCCGGGACCACCCAGGACUUCUUUCUUUUGCUCCGGACCCCUCGCCACAACACAGUACAGAGACUAAUGAAGCGCGCGCAGCCCGGACUGGGGCAUUUCGCUGUAUAAUGGGCCGGAUCUGUUAUAAUUGUCCAAUAAAAUGUUAAAGGUUC